GGGCUGAGUGUCUCCGCUUUGGAAAGCUUAAUGCUCGAAGUCCGAACGGGGGAGAGUAUGCAAGUGAAAGGUAUCACCUUGAAAUACAUAUGCUUGUCCUGUGAGCUCCAUAUUGUGGGAGCUACUUUUAACUCCAGAUGAGGAUUAAAGUGCAUCGGGAUGACCUGGAAGCUUAUUCUAAGUGCCCUUCUGGUGCUGCUAAUGCUCUGUCAGGCUCCCUCGGCACAAAUUAUGGACGAAGCAUAUGAAAACUGGAGGAAGUAUGAGACAGAGUGCCGCCACAACAUGUCCCAAGAGCCACCCGCAGCAGGACUUGUGUGUAACCGUACAUUCGAUCGGUACUGCUGCUGGCCAGAUGCAUUGCCAAACACAACUGUCAGUGUACCAUGUCCAUGGUUCCUCCCAUGGCACCUCAAAGUGCAGCAUGGCCUUGUUUACAAGCACUGUGAGCCAGAUGGUCAGUGGGCAGAGCGUGAUGCUCAGGAAUGUGAAAACGACGAUAAACAGAUUGAGGAUAAAUAUUUCAAGAUAUAUGACAACUUUAAAAUCAUGUACACAGUGGGAUACUCUGUGUCUCUGGGGACCCUUAUUCUGGCUUUUGCUAUUCUUGUGGGGUUUAGUAAACUGCACUGCAUGAGGAAUUACAUUCACAUCAACCUAUUUGCCUCUUUCAUACUAAGAGCAGUGUCAGUACUGGUGCUUGACACGAUGCUCAAGACUCGUUACAAUGAAAAUGAAAAAUUUGAAGACACGCAUCUGUGGCUUAGCAGUGAGGCUUUAGUUGGGUGUCGUGUUGCCGCAGUCCUCAUGCAGUAUGGGAUCAUUGCUAAUUACUACUGGCUGAUGGUGGAAGGGAUUUAUCUGUACAACUUGCUGGUUCUAGCUGUCUUCUCAGAGCGAAGUUAUUUUGCACUCUAUCUGUGUAUUGGAUGGGGAGCCCCGGCUCUGUUCAUCAUUCCUUGGGUGGCUGUGAGAUAUACGUAUGAAAACACACUGUGCUGGUCCACAAACAACAACAUGGGCUUCUGGUGGAUCAUUAGGUCUUCUGUACUCCUUGCUAUAGUGAUCAACUUUGUAAUCUUUGUACGGAUUAUCCAGAUUCUGGUGUCCAAAAUGCGGGCCCAUCAGAUGAGGUACACAGAUUAUAAAUUCAGGUUGGCUAAAUCCACACUGACUCUUAUUCCACUGUUGGGAAUACAUGAGGUGGCGUUUGCUUUCCUCCCAGAAGAGACUGUCCAUGGAACCCUACGCUUGGUCAAGCUUUUCUUUGACCUCUUCAUUAGUUCUUUUCAGGGCAUGCUUGUUGCUGUACUGUACUGUUUUGUGAACAAAGAGGUCCAGUCUGAGCUGUUAAAGAAAUGGAAACGUUGGAAACUUGGGAAGGACAUCAAGGGUGAAUAUAAACACACAUAUACCCAGACACCGCGUGUUGGAGCUAGUACUGUCUAUGAAAACCAUAAACUAGUUGGCUGCUGGCACAAAGGCACAGGCAAACCCCGGCAUAAUGGCAGCAUGUACUAUGAUGACAAAAACAGUACAACAGAAAACAUUACAUUAAGUGAGAGGCAACUCAGCUUCAACUAUCCUGACAGUGGAGAAAACACUUUCUAAACUUUUCCAAAACACACAGAUUAUUAUGAAAGGUGACUGGUGAACUGUAAAUGAACAAAAUUGUUUGCACUCAGAAGGACAAGGUGAAGAGCCAGUACCAAAAUCCAACGACAUUGUCCAUGCAUAAAGAUGAAAGAAUUGAUUAACUCACUGAUAAACAGGUGACCAUCGCUAUGACAGAACCUAGCUUUCUGAAAGGACAUGCUUUCAACAGGUUGUGUAUAUCUGAAUGUUAUUAUGGCUGUACGUAUUAUUCCUUUACUGUAAAUAACAUGUAAAACCAAUAAUAAUGUACAGAAGUCAUAUUUAUACAAAGGAAAAUGUGACCUCGUAGAUCUUAGAACAGAAAGUACAUACUGAAAUACAAACUCAAUGUAGCAUAUUAAUCCAGGAUAACAUUUUUGAAUGAUGUGGAGUGGUUUGAAUCACGGAGUGGAAGAUGAAUAGAAUUGAGCAAAGGAAGAUAAAUAGAAUUUUAGCCUAACAGUGGCUCCCGGGGUCAGUGACCCCCCCAAACCACCUGAUCGCAUUUUAAAUUGCAGGAUGGAAAAGGCUGUAAAAUGUGUAAGGAAUAAAAUAUGGAGACCAAAGAGACCUAAAAAGUUCUUAAAGGAGAAGGAAAGGUAAAAACUAAGUAAGCUUUAUCGUAAAGGUCUACGUAAAUACAGCCAUAAGCACUUAAAGUAAUGCUGCACUGAGUCUUCUAUCAAAAGAAACACAGAAUUUUUUUUUUCUUUUUUGUGAACAUGAUGUUCCAGUGUACGACUUCCUCUCUCAGAAAACUCCUUAAUUUCCUGGGCCAGAGUCGGCUCAGUUCUCUCCCCUCUCCUGCUCCCCCUCCUACUAGAAUGCUAAGAAAUCCCUCCCUUAGGAGCUAUAACGGCUAGAGACUGCAGGAAGGAAGCUACUUCAAAUGGCAGCUGCAAUCUUAAGCAAACAGAGAAAGCUUCUAAAGCGGUUUACUCAGGUAUGUUAAUGGUUUCUGCAGAAUAAAUAUAGUGUUCUAGGUGGCACUAAUGUGGCAAAUCUAUUGGCACCAAAAUGCCAAAAUGACUUUCCUUCUGCUUUAAGAAUAAGACAUUCUAUAACACGCUAAAGGGUUUAUGUAUGACUUUAAAGACAGUGUGCAAAGUGCAAAAAAUUGGUGGAGGACACAGGCAGCAACAGGGCCCUGUUCUUAAGGAUAGAACUGGCCUGUUGCCCCUAACACUGAGCUGUGUUCCUUGUGCUGGGUAAAUAAUCAGGCAUGUAUAGCACAGAACAGCAUUCACCUGGGCAGAAGUGCUGUCCAACUAAGCACUAAGGGGUGCGCUCUUGCAACUCUGCCCUGGGGAAACAUAAAUGACCCCUCUAAUGGCAAUUACAUGGCAAUGUGUACCACUGCUACAGAUGCCUGCGAGCCUACCCUGUUCCUGUAUGAAAGUAGAUUUUGUAAGAUAAUAAACUGAUUGCGACAAUUGCAAUAAACACAAAAUAGCAGUUGUGCUUGUUUUAACACCAGUGUUUGUACCUCAUUUCCUCCAUGAAAUGUGGUUUCCAUUCCAUUUUAAGCACGAAUGAUAAAGAAAAACAGCACUAGCAGCAAUAAACAAAGAAUAUGGGAAACUUUAACAUUUUCUACAUUUUCUAAUGUUAUAUAUUAUUACCACUAAAUAUGUAUUAAUAGCUUAAACUAACAGCCAAGAAAUGUAUUCUAAUUGACUAGAUACAUAGUAAUUUAAGUUGAAAAAAGGCAUCACUUCCAUAGAGUUAAACAUUUUUGUCUAAAUAAACCCAAUCGAACUGCUAGUUGAUACAAAAGAAGGCAAAAACCCAUCUUAAGCCUCAGCUUCAGAGGGAAAAAAUCCUUCCUGACUUCAAGAUGUCAGAUCAGACUAGUCGAGCUUGCUAAAAAGCCAUCCAACCCCUUCUUAAAGCUGUCUAAUGUAUCUGCCAGUACCACUUCAGGGAGAGAAUUCCACAACACGGCUCUGCCUGUAACAAAUAUUUGUAUGUAUUAAGAUGGAACCUCCUUUCUACUUAUCUGAAUGAAUGCCCCGCAGGGAUAUUAAGCGCCCACGGGCUACCACGGGCAACUAAUCUCCACGAAAUGCCUUUCCACCAGCAAUAAAGUAAAUCAAUAUCAA
Messenger RNA from Xenopus tropicalis (tropical clawed frog), 3737 nucleotides. It is a transcript of the gene gcgr, whose product is annotated as glucagon receptor. Bases 160 to 1611 code for a protein of 483 amino acids. The transcript has 14 exons. Gene Ontology annotation, biological process: cellular response to glucagon stimulus; G protein-coupled receptor signaling pathway; cell surface receptor signaling pathway. Gene Ontology annotation, molecular function: G protein-coupled receptor activity; transmembrane signaling receptor activity; glucagon receptor activity. Gene Ontology annotation, cellular component: plasma membrane; membrane. Lineage: Eukaryota; Metazoa; Chordata; Amphibia; Anura; Pipidae. The record is from RefSeq and is a predicted model, not a curated record.